CACUCCUCAUCCCUCUGCUCUCUGUGGAAGCACAUUGUUCAACGCGGGCUCAUUUUACCCAGAACCAAUGAAUGCAUUGGUGCAUUUUAGAUACUGAAAAUUAAACACGUUAUCGGGUAGAAUAAGGUGCAGAUAUCUGAAGACGAAGGGAAACGGACCAGGACCAUUUUAUUUUUCUUCUCAUUUCAUUGGAGAGGCCACAGAGUUGAACGAUUUUUUUUCUUCUCCGGUAGACGAAACGUCGCUCUUGUCGCUAAUUAGACCUCUGCUUGUUCUGCGGUGUGUGUGUGGUGAGCAGCAGCGGCAAAGAUGACGGAGUAUAAGCUGGUGGUGGUUGGAGCUGGAGGCGUGGGCAAGAGUGCACUUACCAUCCAACUCAUCCAGAACCACUUUGUGGAUGAAUAUGAUCCCACCAUAGAGGACUCGUACAGGAAACAGGUUGUGAUUGACGGAGAGACCUGCCUGCUGGACAUCCUGGACACUGCAGGUCAGGAGGAGUACAGCGCCAUGAGGGAUCAAUACAUGAGGACAGGGGAGGGCUUUCUCUGCGUCUUCGCCAUCAACAACACCAAGUCUUUUGAGGACAUUCACCAGUACAGAGAACAGAUCAAACGUGUAAAGGACUCGGACGAUGUUCCCAUGGUGCUUGUGGGAAACAAAUGUGACCUCCCGACACGCACGGUAGACACGAGGCAAGCCCAGGAACUCGCCCGCUCCUACGGCAUCCCAUACAUCGAGACCUCUGCUAAAACACGACAGGGAGUAGAGGACGCCUUCUACACGCUGGUUAGGGAGAUCAGACAGCAUAAGCUGAGGAAGCUGAACCCCCCCGAUGAGAGCGGUCAGGACUGUAUGAGCUGUCGCUGUGUGGUAUCGUGAUGCAGCUGACUGUUGCACGUUGAGGAGAAAUGCUACAGCGCGUAGUGGCAGCAUGGACACAAAGAUAGAAAGAUAAAAACAACUCAAUGAUGAAAUAUAAACUUUUUUCAAAAAGAGGAUGAUUGAAGCAAAAGCGCUCAAGGAAACCACCAGAGCUGACUGAACCGUAGACCUUCAUGGAUAAGGAGGAUUUGGACUGUUGCCCAUGUGGCUACCUGAACUAGCACGGUUCCGGCCCCCUUUUCUUGGUCCGCACGUGGACUUGUGAGCAACACCACUAAUGACUCUUUGUCAACUCCAGUGUGGUCCUGCUGGGUAGCUCAACACAUUUCCUGCUAACUUAUUGUUUUCAGUCUCAACACUGGUCUUAAUGGGGGUCUUGCUGACCUCCUCCCACCUUGAAAGCCUAAUCCCCCCCCCCAAUGCCUGCCCACUGGAAGGACUGACUGACUAACAUGGAAAGGACUGGAAUGGACGUUCUGUUGCCCAAACACCUCUCAUAUGAAUAACCCCCCCGUCCCAUUCUACCUGCCUUUUGAUUUCCCCCUUCGAAUGGCUGUGUAGUCUCUUCUAUACUGGAUCCAGUGGGCGGGGGCUGACAUGGGAAUGACUAUAAUUUUGUUGUUGUUUUAACAGUUAGCCUAGCUUUUUGAUAUGGAACAUUUUAUUUGUGAUUUGCAGAAUUUGAAAGUCACAGAGCAAUGUGAGGGUGUUUAUUCCAGAUGGCACCUGGUUUGACUUUUUGUUUUCAUGGCCUGCCUGAUGUAGUUGGAAUGUAAAGAUAAAUGAAUUUCCAGAAUGCAACCACCUUCUCUCUCUGCAGAUGUUUCCUUCGCUACAGUCUUUAUGAAAUAAUAGUAUUGGCUAGUGCACGUAGGUUCUGGUGCAAUAGGAUUCUUUCCUUUCCAAUUCACACAAAGUAUUGGGAAUAAACCACCUCUCAUUGCUUCUUGUUAGCCUUUGGUUUAGAAGGGCAGAGGGGUACUGUGCAUGAAAAUCUAGUUCUUGUCACCUCUCCAGUUGCUACAGCUGAAGAGGUUUCCUGUAGAAAUAAGAGGAAACCCUGCGCUUGUACAGUUAUACAAUUAGGUUAUGGAUGCUUUGCAGAGUGUAACGCACAUGUCCUGCCUCAGUCAAACUUCAGAUUUCCACACACCAUACUAUCCUCAAACUGCUCAUCUUUCUCUGCAACCUCAGCUCUAUAACGGAACAAUAACAGGUCAGGUGCUAAUCAUGUCGGAACCAUAUUUACUGUAUAUGUGGGACUAUUGUGUGUAACAGGUGAUGGAUAUUUGGUUUUGGGAGUGCAUCGCUUUGUUUCUUAAUACUGACCCAGCUUGUGCUCUCCACAACUGCAUUAAUUUGUUGCCUAAAUGAAAAAAAAGACUGCUCUGUGUUUACUUUGCCUUAUCUGUUAGCUAGUUUGUACCUCAUGUAUGCAGCGAGCUCUAGAGGAAUCUAGAUGAUUCUGUGAUCGGUUAGCUGCAUUGUUUUGUUUGUUUGAUGAUGUGUGCAACUGAAGAAAAUAUAUAAGUGAGUUGAGUCAAGACAUGCGCUGUAUAGAAUUCGAAAGGCAAGUCUCUGGAAACACUACACUGUUUUUUUAAAUUUGUUUUAAAAGAGGGCUUUCUGUAAUGAUGUGUGUCUAAAUGUGAUUCUGUUUUAAAAGACUGAAAAACAACAGUUAAAGAGCCCAGUAUAACCCAAGUUGUCUUCUGAAAUUUCAUUCCAAAUACAAUGGAACAUGUGAGGUUGAUUACUAGAAAUGGUUGGUUUAAAACCAGAUUAUUAUUUUUUAAUUCAGAGAAUUGGUAUGAUAACAUAAAGAGAUCCAGACACUACAGGCAGGUUUCUGCAAACCCCAAACACAUUUGAACAUUUAUCACGCACAAAUCAAAGUGCUUAUCUCCUACCUAGUUAAUUUUGUACAUUUUAAAGUGACUCUUUCCAUCAUAUCAUGGCUUAAAAAAAUAUGAUCAGUCUAGUUUCUGUGUGGAUGUUAGUGAUCAAGUUGUUUUAAUCAGUUAAGUGUUCAUUUCUCUGCGUGGAGAAAAUACAUGAACUGUGAAUGUGCUUUAGAUAUUGUUUAAAAGGAGCCUCAUGUUUCAAAUGUACCAUAACAAAAAUAAUGCAGGAGUUGUUCCUCGGUCCCACUUUUGGCUGUGUUCUAACUUUUAUUUUUCAUCCAUUGUACUCAAACCUUUUGAUGGAAAAAACGAGUGUGGCAUUUGUAACCUGUAACAACAGUCCUGGUAGUAUGCUUGUCCUCUCCCUGUCAAUCUUGAAACAGUGCAUCCAUGAUAAUACAUAUAAUUCCACUAAUCUAUGUAUUCAAAUUCCUGUUUCAUUAGAAUAAUGGCGUCAUUUUGCCACAGGAAAACUACAGCCAGCAAACCACAAGUAUACAUGUCAGAAAACCUGGCGAGCAUGACAAAGACUGUACGGACCAUUGGGAGUUUU
Molecule: messenger RNA, 3339 nt
Organism: Notothenia coriiceps (black rockcod)
Lineage: Eukaryota; Metazoa; Chordata; Actinopteri; Perciformes; Nototheniidae
Gene: hrasa
Product: HRas proto-oncogene, GTPase a
Exons: 6
Coding region: 310-879 (189 amino acids)
Biological process (GO): signal transduction
Cellular component (GO): membrane
Molecular function (GO): GTPase activity; GTP binding
Source: RefSeq, a predicted model, not a curated record